Molecule: messenger RNA, 673 nt
Organism: Physcomitrium patens
Lineage: Eukaryota; Viridiplantae; Streptophyta; Bryopsida; Funariales; Funariaceae
Source: RefSeq, a predicted model, not a curated record
AUGGCGUGCAACGGCAUCAUCUGCAUGCAAAUCCAACGUUACAGCACGGGAAACAAACCGUGGGCGCCGUGCAACCACCCAAGCGCAUCCUUGGAAGGGGAAUUAAGGGAGAGUCACCCCAACGUCGCCAAAGGUCCAAUGCACCCUGCAAUCGAGACGAAUGCUGACGACACAAGAUUCAGGCUCCAAGGAUUCCUGCCUGUGUGGAUCGUUAGCAGCUUUGGAAAUGCUGCCCAAGCUCGUCAUCGCGACGUGGCUGGAAGGCAAAGGAAGGUCUAUCUUAGUUCACUUGCAGGUGGGACUGCGGUCUCUCUUGAGAGGAUGUGGGUUCGUUUCAUCGAUAAAUUUAGCUCCGGACAUGAGGACGCUGCCUUGACAGACUCGUUACCAGGGUACUUUGAGGCGUCAUAGCAAUUCGGCUCAACUUGCAGGCUCUUAGUUAUCUAGUGAUCUUAGCACUGUGAAAGUAGAGCACAAGUGAGAAGUAGACAUUGAAAGUCUGUUUUCUUUCUGCCGUUUACCUCUUGCCUGCAAGGUAUAGGUGAGGACUAGGUCCAGUUAUCGAAUGUACCUGAUGCAGAUACUUGCUGAGGGCUGGCUAUGCAACGACAUUCAUUGAUCUAAAAUUAGUUGAUCUUUUGUUAUCAACAUGGGCAGUCACUUUUCAGUUGCA